UGGGGACACUAUUUACUAGCGGACUGACCGGUGCGAGGAAUCAUUCGACAAUUUAACAUAUAAAAGCCAGUUAAUAAAACAGUUUGUAAUUAAAUAAACCAAAUUAAAAUGACACGUACUUGUAGAAACGGAGUGGAGACUUAAUAUUAAAGCAAGGAGUUUAUGUUUGCGACAACAUGGCGGCGGUGCUCGGUGUGAGCUGUCUUCUUUAAACUGACCUGUAAUUUAUCUCCAGAGAUAAUGAGACUAACAGCUCGUCGCCUGUCCAAAGUGCUGCAGCUCACCCUGGCGGUCAUCAAACCAGAUGCUGUAGCUCAUCCUGUCAUGUUAGAGGCUCUUCACCAGAAAAUCCUGGACAACAACUUUGUGAUCGUUAGAUGCAAAGAUCUCGUGUGGAGGAGGCAGGACUCGGAGAGGUUUUACGCUGAACAUUCAGAGCUACAACACUUUGGGAGGGAGAGAGAAACAGCCUCUUAUGGGCGAUUCUUUUACCAAAGACUUGUUGAAUUCAUGUCAAGUGGUCCGAUGCGAGCGUACAUUUUGGCCAGAGAGGACGCCAUACACCACUGGAGGGAACUGAUGGGACCGACCAAAGUGUUCAGAGCCAGAUACACCUCGCCUGCUUCCAUCAGAGCCCAGUUUGGACUCACAGACACACGAAACACAACUCAUGGCUCAGAUUCGGUUGAGUCGGCACAAAGAGAAAUCCAUUUCUUCUUCCCAGACUUCUGUGCGGAGGAGUGGAUGGAGAAGGAAGAGCCAUCGUUCAGAUCAGGAGACAUAAAUUACGACCAUCAGAAGCAGAUCCACACACUUUCAAUGCAAAGCUGACCCCAGAACUGCUGUUACAGUCCCCCAAGCACCACUUAGAAACUCUGCAAUUAGUCAUCAAUUGUUCCAAAAUGAAUGCUGCCAGGGAAGAUGCUACAAGCUAUAUAUGAUGUCUAAUGUGUGAGGAUCCCAGAGAAGUGCAUGUUUAUUUUUGUCACCACAGUUCGUCAACAUGUUUAUCCCGUGUUUUUGUCAUUAAAACUAAGAUAUACAGCUUUUUAUGUAGUAAUUUCAAACAAGGACCAUAAAUAUUUUUUUAUUUAUUGUAAUUAGAAAACACAAUCGACUAGAUAAGAAAAUGUAACACUGUAUUGUACAAAACAACACGAUGUAGUUAGACAGUUGUCUACAUUGUCAUCACAAACUCCUGCCUUCACUAGCAAUAGUGCAGUCAUCACAAUCACUUUCACUUUCCUGAGCCAUACAGAUUUUUAACACAGCAGCAACCACAUGUUCUGUAUCAAUGUCGAAUAACAAAACUAUAUAUUUAUAAUUUGUGAAUAUUCCUAUUUGUUAAUAUUCGUAUGUAAAAUAAUACUGUAUUAGCUGCACACAUGUAUGUAUCCUCAAAAGCAUCUUAAAAUUGUGUUAAUAUGCUUUUUAGGUUCUCGUUCACUUGAGGAAUUUGAAAUGUGCCAAUGAUGUUGAAACAGGCUGUCUGCUGUAUACUAUGAUUUUUUUCUAUGCACUGUUUAAUGUCAUAUCUCGUAUUUUCUUUGACCAACAGACGGGUUUUACAUGUCAGUGUCUUUGAUGUGUCUAAGUACAGUAAAAUAUUGUAACAGGCACCAUAGAAAUACAUCUUACAAUAUUAAAUACAACAAAGCCAGAGUAUUUUUUUUAAAAGAAAAUAA
Dicentrarchus labrax (European seabass) is the source of this 1685-nucleotide messenger RNA. RefSeq names its product NME/NM23 nucleoside diphosphate kinase 6 (gene nme6). Gene Ontology annotation, molecular function: nucleoside diphosphate kinase activity. The transcript is spliced from 7 exons. The coding region runs from base 241 to 831 and encodes 196 amino acids. Gene Ontology annotation, biological process: CTP biosynthetic process; UTP biosynthetic process; GTP biosynthetic process. NCBI's taxonomy places the organism in Eukaryota, Metazoa, Chordata, Actinopteri, Moronidae. The record is from RefSeq and is a predicted model, not a curated record.